CCCGUCAUCAUCAGAGGGAGUAGGGUGGCAGCCGAAAUUAAUAAACAAAAUAGAUUAGACUUGGCGAUCUAUCCACGCCGCGGGACAAGUAGUUUGAUCGAUCGAUCGAUCGCUCGAGCGCCGGAUUUCCCGUCUCCACGCUCGCUCGUGGAUUCGUGAGGAAGGACGAGAAGGCCGCGGCAAUGGCGGGGAGGGCCAACAUCCCGACCAACAGCUCUGCGCUAAUCGCCAUCAUCGCCGAUGAGGACACGGUGACUGGCUUUUUGUUGGCUGGAGUUGGCAAUGUAGAUCUCAGGAAGAAAACAAAUUAUCUUAUUGUUGAUAACAAAACAACAGUCAAACAAAUUGAAGAUGCAUUUAAGGAGUUCACCGCAAGAGAGGACAUUGCAAUUGUGCUCAUCAGCCAAUAUGUUGCAAACAUGAUAAGGUUCUUGGUAGAUGGCUACAACAAGCCUGUUCCUGCUAUACUGGAGAUCCCAUCAAAGGAUCAUCCAUAUGAUCCAGCACACGACUCAGUUCUUUCUCGCGUGAAGUAUCUAUUUUCUGCCGAAUCAGUGGCGUCAGAUCGCCGAUAAAAAUCAAAUGUCUUCAUGUAUCUUGUUCAUUUUUUGUUUGGACCAUUCUAUACCACCUACCGCCAUUGUGAAAAUAAAGAUGUAUUUGGCAUAACCUUUUUUGGUAUUUGGAUGAAAUUCCGUCACCGAUGAUUUUUUAUUUGCCACAAGUUGUACCUGAUGAAUGUAUUCGUUCCAUCACUGUGACUGCACUUGACUGCAGAUAUCAUAUUGUAAUCUUGACUGUGAAUAACAUGCCAAUCUCACGUUGCUUGUUUAGUGAA
Molecule: messenger RNA, 838 nt
Organism: Panicum hallii
Lineage: Eukaryota; Viridiplantae; Streptophyta; Magnoliopsida; Poales; Poaceae
Product: V-type proton ATPase subunit F-like
Exons: 5
Coding region: 183-575 (130 amino acids)
Biological process (GO): proton transmembrane transport
Cellular component (GO): membrane; proton-transporting V-type ATPase, V1 domain
Molecular function (GO): proton-transporting ATPase activity, rotational mechanism
Source: RefSeq, a predicted model, not a curated record